AGCCCAUAGACGGCAUGAUCUCGCCCGGAUUGAGCGAGUGACGUGCCGUAUGCGUAUUCGUAUCCGAAUCACCUGGGAAUCGCAGCUCUCCUGGCUGAGAAGACAACCCCAAUUCCCUAAAAGCUAAGGGGUUCCAAGUACCUGAAAGGUGUUGCUAACAAAGGGAGGAGCAAAUCGGGAACCCCAACCAUGAACCAUGAACCAUGAACCAUGAACCAUGAACCAUGAACCAUGAAACCAUCUAGUCGUCGCAUGUCUAGUCAAGAGAGCGUGCUCUGUAUAAAGCGAUCAAUCAGUCUAGUCUUCGCAUAGAAAAUUAUCUUUAAUUACUCGUAAUCGUAAAACCAAAACCCUAUCAUUAGCCCGAACGACCACACUUCCUUUUUUUUUGAGUGCUGUUCCUUCAUUUUUUUUUUUGGCUCUAUAAAUAGUUCAAUUCUGGGCUGGAUACUCAUAGCUAUAAUAUCGUAACAUACAUAUGCAUAUGUCUAAGCAUUAUAAGCGUUACUUGUACGUACAACUCUCUCUCUCUCUAUAUAUAUAUAUAUAUAUGGUAUAUAUACUCGUGUAACGUUUGCAAUAAUUAACCAAUUGAAUAUUUAACGAAACGAGAGAGCAGAGAUUACAAAUUAAUUAUACAAUUUAGGACAACUGACGAAGAAGCCCAUGCAAUGUAAACAAAGAGCAUCACUUUAAACUUAAUUAAAUUACCUAAUUACUAAAGAUAACGAAACCUAUGCAUAAUAACUAUCGAAUAAACCCAUAAAGUGUACGACAAGUCUGACUCUGUGGGACCUCUGAUAUUCAAUGGAGAAAGGAUGAAGAUGCGAUCGGUGUUUCAUAAGUGCUGCUGCUGGGCAGGAUGUGCGGCUCUCGAUUCAAUGAUUUAUUUGGCCGACCCAUCGAAGCAGGAAACCCGCUGGUGACGCAACAAUCCGGAAACCACUGGAAGGUUGCCCGCCAAACAGCACUACUCUUGGCCUGAUCCGCUGAGUGUCUCGCUUUUGUCUCGCUGCUGGCCAAAAACCCAGCUUCGAUACGAAAAUUACAUGCCAAAAUGUGGGCACACACCGAAAGUAUCAUAAGUUCAUAGAGGCAGCAAACACGUUUGUUUCGCCUGCGCUGCAUUGUAAUUUAAACGAAGCCCGCGGAACGUUGACCCGCUGCUCCACUACACUACUGCAACUGGGUGGCCAGGUUUUCAAGGAGGGAUGCAUGCGGCUGGCUGGGAAAGACCCAAAUACGGCCACCAUUGGAACUGCAUCGCAUCUGGGGAUCUGUAAUAGGUCGAGGUGCUACGCUUCCUCGUUGCAUGUUGCUGGUUGCUACAAGUUGCUCUGGGCCUGAACUUCACAGAUGACAAAAACAGCUCUAUAUUCACUUAAUUUAGCAGUGCCUCAGCAGCACCUCCAACAUCUGCCGACCGCACGGUGAGCGUGGAAAAUAGUUUUUCCUUUUGCUUUCUGCCAGAGCCAAGCUUUUCCGGUUAAUGUUAUGUUGCCGGUGGUUGGUAUAAAAACUGCGGCUGCCAUCGGUGGUCAUGUCAGUUGUGGAUUCGCACUUAACCCACUAGUUAACCCAAACGAAGCGUUCCAAGCGAUGAAAGCCUUUGUGUGUCUUCUGCUUAUUGGAGUGGCCAGUGUGACUGGAAAACCUAAGCCUCCGGGAGGCGGCGGUUGGUCCUCUGGAGGAGGAGGAGGCGGCGGAGGAGGCUGGUCCUCUGGAGGAGGAGGAGGAGGCUGGUCCUCUGGAGGAGGAGGCGGGGGCGGCCAUGGGGGAGGAGGGGGCGAUGUACAGAUCAUUAAAGUGAUCACGGAGAGCGGCGGAGGAGGUGGCGGCGGUGGCUGGUCUUCAGGAGGCGGCGGCGGAGGAGGCGGCGGCUGGUCUUCGGGAGGCGGAGGCGGCGGUUGGUCUUCGGGAGGCGGCGACGGAGGAGGCGGCGGCGAUGUGAAGCUCAUUAAGAUCAUAAGCCUGGGAUCCGGAGGCGGCGGCGGCGGCGGCGGCGGCGGCGGUUGGUCUUCAGGAGGAGGUGGUGGCGGCGGAGGCGGUUGGUCUUCAGGAGGAGGCGGCGGCGGACACGGUGGCGGCGGCGGUGGUGGCUCCAAGGUCAUCAAGAUUAUCAAGCUGAGCUCUGGAGGAGGAGGCGGUGGCCACGGGGGCGGCGGUGGCGGCGGUGGUGGCGGUUGGUCUUCAGGAGGAGGCGGCGGCGGCGGUUGGCAGCCCGCUGGAGGAUGGGCAUAGAAUAUAUGCCUAAAAUCCUAGGAAGCCAUCGAAGCAAUCCACCCCCACUCUUGUAAAUACUGUACAUAUCCAAGAAGCUUUGUUUUUUUGUUACUAUGCCCCAGACAACUGUUACUAAAUUAGGCAUGAGGCUUUAUAGAAAAUGGCCUUUGCUUGAAAUGCACAAAUUAAAUAUUAAAUAAAUGUACCCUUAAUCUGUAACUUUUUAAAUUAUUGUUUUGUAUACAGCCAAAUUCAGAAAUUCAAAAUAUUUGUUAAAAAUUAUGACUUUUCUUGUUAUGCUUUCAAUAUUUAAAAGUUUGUAUUGUAUCACAAAUAUUUUAAACCUUUUCUUGUUUUAAAAAAAAAAUCUUGUAACAGAAAAAAUAUGUAACACUUGAAUGAAA
Molecule: messenger RNA, 2627 nt
Organism: Drosophila gunungcola (fruit fly)
Lineage: Eukaryota; Metazoa; Arthropoda; Insecta; Diptera; Drosophilidae
Exons: 3
Coding region: 1495-2241 (248 amino acids)
Source: RefSeq, a predicted model, not a curated record